Messenger RNA from Hermetia illucens (black soldier fly), 2498 nucleotides. RefSeq names its product neuroendocrine convertase 1-like. Gene Ontology annotation, biological process: protein processing. The record is from RefSeq and is a predicted model, not a curated record. Gene Ontology annotation, cellular component: Golgi membrane; trans-Golgi network. Gene Ontology annotation, molecular function: serine-type endopeptidase activity. NCBI's taxonomy places the organism in Eukaryota, Metazoa, Arthropoda, Insecta, Diptera, Stratiomyidae. The transcript has 8 exons. The coding region runs from base 124 to 2061 and encodes 645 amino acids.
GGCAUGUUUCCUCGCAACGGAUUCUACUGACUCUCGUGGGGAAUUCCGUGGUGCUGUAACUGUCGCUGAAAUUUAAAUUGCAUUCGGGAUUUCGCCAGAUUAACGUCGAUUCCCACCGGAAAAAUGUUCAGUGUUCCGAGCGGAUUCCUCUCGAGCGUGUUCCGAUACGUAGUGUUGACGGUUGUGCUACUCGUUUCCUUGCAGGUCCAAUAUGCCUGCAUGCUUGAUUAUAAUCUCAAUAAAUACUAUCUAAUUGCACUUAAAGAUGGAGAUAUACGGGAUGCCAUGAUUCUGGCUAAGGAGAACCACUGCAAGGUGGUGAAGCAGGUCAGAGGAUUCUCGAAUGUAUUCCUACUCGAGAGGUUACCAGCUUACAAUGGCAACUCAAAACGAUCGCAAUGGACGCAUAAUGAGGAGUUCAACGCAGAUCACCGUGUCCUUUGGGCUGCUCAACAGAAACCAAUCAAAAGGGAAAAACGAGACCACGUCUUUUUUCCGUUCGCCGAGUACUAUGAUGAAAUCAAGAUGAAUCAUUUGAAUGAUUUCCGCGAACCUUUAGAUUUCAAUGAUGAACUAUGGGAAAAACAGUGGUACAUGCAAAAGACCCCAAAUAAAACCGGUAUCAAGAAAUUAGACCUGAAUGUUCUACCAGUUUACGCCAAAGGAAUCACAGGCAAAGGUGUUCGGGUUGCAGUACUGGAUGAUGGGCUUGAAUUCGAUCACGAGGAUCUAAUAGAUAACUUUGAUCCAGAAAUUAGUUGGGAUUGCAACAAUGACUCUCCUGAUCCUCGGCCGGAUUACGCAGACUCAACCAAUCGACAUGGAACACGUUGUGCCGGUGAAAUUGCAAUGAUUGCGAAUAAUAAAAAGUGCGGCGUUGGGAUUGCCUUCAACGCUCGGAUUGGUGGAAUCAAAUUGUUGGAUAAUCUGCUCUACGAUUUUAUAGAAGGCAUGGCAUUGGGAUUUGCCUAUGACAAAGUUGAUAUUUACAGCUCUUCCUGGGGACCAACAGACAAUGGUAUGUCUUUGGAUAAACCAGGCGUUUUCGCGUCAAUGGCAUUGAAGCGAGGCGUGAAUGAGGGUCGAGGUGGAAAAGGAAGUAUCUAUGUUUGGGCUAGUGGUAAUGGUGGAAGUAAGAAUGAUAAUUGCAACUGUGACGGGUAUUGCACGAGCAUUUACACCAUCACCGUGGGAAGCGUCACCCAACGAGGCACUCUACCUUGGUACAGUGAAAAAUGCGCUUCAAUCCUUACGGUGACGUAUUCUUCUGGAACUUUAAGCGACAAAAUGAUUGCUACGACUGAUCUACGAAAUAGAUGCACCAUUGAGCAUACAGGAACAUCAGCUUCAGCUCCAUUAGCAGCUGGAAUAAUCGCACUAGGACUGGAAGCAAAUCCUGAACUCACCUGGAGAGAUGUUCAGCAUAUUAUUGUUAGGACGGCCGAUUCAAAUUCCUUGGAUAGUGAAGGAUGGAAUAAGAAUGGUGCCGGCCGUAACUAUAACAACCAAUUCGGAUUUGGGCUCAUGAACGCUGAUGCGCUUGUCUCAUUAGCGACAACUUGGAAAACAGUGCCACCAAAAUUUAUCGAGGAAUUUUUAGGUUACGAGAAUAUCACCGCCGAGCCAUAUGGAAAUAUAACUUCUAAUCGGAAAUCUGCCACAGUAUUCUUCGACGCAAAUUUUACAAACAUUCGCUAUUUGGAACACGUAGAGGUUAAAGUGAACAUCAUUAAUUUAGUACGUGGGAAAUUAGAAAUCUACCUCACCUCACCCUCGGGGAUGAGUGUUCCAAUUUUAGAGCAAAGAAAAAACGAUAAUUCUACGGAAGGUUUCCAGGACUGGGUUUUCAUGUCUGUAGCUACUUGGUCUGAAAAUCCCAGAGGAUUAUGGAGAAUAAAAAUUAUCGAUAACACCAAUGGGAUCGGCUAUCUAAAUGUUGGUAAAUGCACACUCAUGUUACAUGGAACCAUAAUCGAUCCAGAUGCUGUACAAAACGAUAGCCAAAAUGAGGAAAGUAUCAAUUUUUAUUCAGAUUUUGAUAAUACUAUCAGCGAGUCUUAAAUAUCUACAACAAAAAUAUUAAAGUAAAUGUUAAUGCAGAAAGCAGAAUUGUUGAAGGAAAAACAAAACAGCUCCCAGUCCCUAACAACUUUCAUAUUAUUUUCGACUUACAUAUGUAUUUCCCUAAAGUCAAUGUUGCUUGAAAUUGUUGUAAGUAAGCCUGAUCAAAUGAUAUGUAAAUAUGUAAUUAACUCAAUAAACUAGAGAUUAUACAAGUGCAUUCAAAUUCUAUUCGAGUAAGUAGCCCACAUGCGGACAAAAAUGGGAGGUCUAUUCGAUCAAGCCCCAAGGAUUCUCUGAUAUUCCAAGUUUAAUUCCCACAUUGACAGCGGCUAGACCUCUUCGCUUCAGCUUCAGUUGCAGGUGUUGUGAGAACUUCCAUUCAGCAAAAUGAAGCUCAUAGUGGAACGGACGAGAAUCGAGAGUGCAUCCAGACC